Molecule: messenger RNA, 5053 nt
Organism: Microplitis mediator
Lineage: Eukaryota; Metazoa; Arthropoda; Insecta; Hymenoptera; Braconidae
Gene: Cadps
Product: calcium-dependent secretion activator
Exons: 16
Coding region: 587-4786 (1399 amino acids)
Biological process (GO): synaptic vesicle exocytosis; dense core granule exocytosis
Source: RefSeq, a predicted model, not a curated record
UAGCACUACCACAUUACGUUGAUUCAACCUCUUCUAUCUUUCUAGCUUUCUCACUCGUUAUCUACCAAACAGUCAAACGCGUCACAGUGCGCGUGUUGUUACCAAUCGUUCCUUGCAAUUUCUUUUUAACCAUUAUCGUCGAUGAAUUUUUUCCAUUUCUUUAACCUCUCCUCAAAUUCUUUCUUACACUUUAUUCUUUACUAUAAAUUUCAUUUUUUCAUAAGAUUAUUCCACUAUUAUCUACUCCGUUUCAAUUUUUUUACAUUUAUUUACUCUUUCUGUACAUUGCUGCACUCCCUUGUGUCCUCCUCAAUGAUCUACCAACCUCACUGCCGAGCCGUCAUAUUUCCUUCACUCUAGUACCGGUGUUAAAUCUGUUCUCGAGUGUAAAUCAGAAAAGUUAAACUAUUUAAUAUCUCAAUACAUGCGAUGACUUGUUUCAAGAUUUAAAUUAACGAUGGAGACAUUAAUUGAAGAGCUCCAAAAGCGGAGAUAACCCAAAUAACGGAAACGACAUCACGCACACGCCGCUAGAAACGGCCUAUUCACGUGAAAGUAAUCGUAUUUUUUACGUUCAACCAACGUCAUGAUUGAUCCAAGUUCAUCGGAUGAAGAACCUGAUGAGGACCAAAACGCACAGCGUGGAGCAGCCAGUGGGGGCCGGGCUACCGGUAGUAGCCAUGGUUCUCGUCGUCAUCCCAGCGCUGGAAGUGGAGGCUCCGGUGCGGGUGCCAUGAGUGGAGGUAGUGCCGCCGGAUUUACUGCAUCACCUGGAGGUCAGAGUCAAGGCAGCGGAGGAUCACCAAGCUCGCAUGGUGGAUCUCAUGGACGCCAAGCAGGAGUAAGCCAAGGCCCUGCAGCCCAAGAAGCUGCAGGCUCUGGAUUAGACGUCCCUAACUUAUCAAGUGCACGAAACUCGCUGUCACCAUCAAUGAGCGCUACCCAAGAUGCUGCGAACUAUGCAAAGUCAGUGCAAAGGCCUACCAGCCCUUCGCCGUCUGUUGCUAGUGAAAAAACAGAAGUUGAUUUACAAGAUAAACAAGAACGUGAAGAAGAAGAAAGGAAAACUCGCAUACAACUUUAUGUAUUUAUCUCUAGAUGUAUAGCUUAUCCAUUCAAUGCCAAGCAGCCCACGGACAUGACCCGAAGACAAACGAAAAUUACAAAGCAACAACUGGAAACAUUGUGCUCUCGUUUCCAGGCUUUUUUGAAAGGAGAGACACAAAUUAUAGCAGAUGAAGCCUUUCACAAUGCUAUUCAGAAUUAUUUCGACGUAUUUUUAAAAUCAGAAAGAGUUGUAAAAAUAGUACAAAGCGGAGCUUGUUCCCAACACGACUUUCGAGAGGUGUUCAGGAACAAUAUCGAAAAACGUGUUCGCAGCCUCCCGGAAAUCGAUGGGUUGAGCAAAGAGACUGUUCUUACGUCCUGGCUGGCCAAAUUCGAUUGUAUUUUUAAAGGAACUGGUGAUGAAGACACCAAGAGGCCAUCUAGGAUGCAACAGCAGUCUUUAAAUUCGGAGCUAAUAUUGUCGAAAGAGCAACUUUACGACAUGUUUCAACAAAUCCUUGGCAUAAAAAAAUUUGAGCAUCAGCUUCUGUUCAACGCCCUUCUGUUGGAUUCAGCCGACGAGCAGGCUGCCGCCAUCAGGAGGGAGCUGGACGGUCGCAUUCAGAAAGUUAAUGAAAUGGAAAAGAAUCGAAAGCUCAUGCCGAGGUUUCUCCUUAAAGAGAUGGAGUCGCUCUACAUUGAGGAGCUAAAGUCGUCUAUCAACCUACUAAUGACUAAUUUGGAGUCAUUACCAGUCUCCAAGGGUUCGAUAGACAGCAAAUAUGGGCUGCAGAAGCUGAAGCGCCGUAGUGACCGCUCCCGCUACCGCACCCAGGGCUCUCUCGCUAAACUGGAGGGCGACUCCGCUGACUCCGAUCCGCAACUCACUAAAAUGGAUGUGGGCUUAAGUUUUUCAAUGGAAGUUGUUGUUAUGGAGGUUAAAGGUCUUAAAAGUCUCGCACCAAAUCGCAUUGUCUAUUGUACUAUGGAGGUAGAAGGUGGUGAGAAGCUCCAAACCGAUCAAGCUGAAGCCUCUAAGCCAAUGUGGGAUACUCAGGGUGACUUUACAACGAUGCAUCCCUUACCAGUAGUAAAAGUUCGUUUAUAUACAGAAAAUCCUGCAAUAUUAGCACUUGAAGACAAGGAAUUGGGUAAAGUCAUAUUACGACCAACCCCAUUAUCUUCAAAAAUUCCCGAGUGGCACCGUAUGAACGUUCCAAAAAAUAAUCCGGAUCAAGAUUUACGAAUUAAAAUAGCUUGUCGAAUGGAUAAGCCACUCAAUAUGAAACAUUGCGGUCAUCUCUAUGCUGUGGGAAAGUCAGUAUGGAAAAAAUGGAAGAAACGGUAUUAUGCUCUAGUUCAAGUCUCGCAGUACACAUUUGCGAUGUGCUCAUAUAAAGAAAAAAAGAGUGAGCCGUCGGAAAUGAUGCAGCUCGAUGGCUACACAGUGGACUAUAUUGAAGCCGUUUCUGCUAAUAUAAUGUUUGGCACAGAGUUAGAAGGUGGAAGGUACUUCUUCAACGCCGUCCGCGAAGGAGACAACAUUGUUUUUGCCUCGGACGACGAGAAUGAGUGCCAUUUAUGGGUUAUGGCUAUGUACAGAGCGACUGGUCAAUCUCAUAAACCUACACCACCUGUUUCCGUAGCUGACAAAAACUCUACUAUUAGCAAAAUACAAGGAGAUGCCGAUAGAGCUAGAAAACAUGGCAUGGAAGACUUUAUAAGUGCAGAUCCAUGUAAAUUUGAUCAUGCAAAUCUCUUCAAAUUUCUUCAAAACUUAACUCUUGACUACAGGCUUAAUGAUCCCUAUUGUUCUUUGGGAUGGUUUUCACCGGGUCAAGUUUUCGUUUUAGAUGAGUAUUGUGCGAGAUAUGGAGUUCGUGGCUGUUUCAGACAUCUCUGUUAUCUGAGUGAUCUUUUAGAUCGUGCAGAACGUGGUUGUAUGAUAGAUCCCACAUUGAUCCAUUAUAGUUUUGCAUUCUGCGCGAGUCAUGUCCAUGGUAAUCGUCCAGAUGGAGUAGGAUCUAUAACCCACGAAGAAAAAGAUAAAUUUCAGGAAAUCAAAGAACGUUUAAGACAACUAUUAGAAAAUCAAAUAACAAAUUUCAGGUAUAGUUUUCCAUUUGGUCGUCCAGAAGGUGCUCUGAAGGCAACUUUAUCUCUCUUAGAACGUGUUCUUAUGAAAGACAUAUCGACACCAGUUCCACCUGAUGAAGUUCGAGGAAUGAUUAAAUCAUGUUUAGAAACUGCAGCACUUGUUAAUUAUGAUAUGUUAUCGGCUGCAGCAAAAAUAGAAGAUGAAUACAACACAGAAUGUGCUCCUCCAGGAAAAAAACUAGAGGAUCUGAUAAGAUUAGCUGAACUUUGCGUCGACUUACUACAACAAAAUGAAGAACAUUAUUCGGAGGUAGCGUUCGCCUGGUUUAGCGACCUCCUGGUGGAGCAUGCUGAGAUCUUCUGGUCUCUCUUUGCGGUUGACAUGGACAAAGUUUUAUCUGAACAACCAGCUGAUACCUGGGACAGUUUUCCGUUAUUUCAAAUUUUAAACGAUUAUCUUCGAUUAGAUGACAAUUUAAAAAAUGGACGAUUUCAUCAACACCUUAGAGAUACGUUUGCACCAUUGGUGGUACGUUACGUAGAUCUCAUGGAAACAUCAAUAGCACAGUCUAUUCACAAAGGAUUCGAAAAAGAACGCUGGGAGAUUAAAGGAAAUGGAUGCGCUACUUCCGAAGAUCUUUUUUGGAAACUCGAUGCUCUGCAAUCAUUCAUCGGUGGUCUUCAUUGGCCAGAUCAAGAAUUUAGACAACAUUUAGAACAACGUUUGAAGCUCAUGGCGUGUGAUAUGAUAGAAUCAUGCAUUCAACGAACUGAUACGUCAUUUCAACAAUGGCUAAAGAAAGGCGUAACAUUCAUCUCUACGGAUUAUAUAAUACCUUCUGAAAUGUGUGCUAUGGUUAAUGUUAUUUUAGAUGCGAAAAAUCAAAGCUUUAAGCUAUGUGCAGUUGAUGGAGUUGACGUGCACCAGUACCACUCUAAAAUUGAUGAUUUGAUAGAGAAAACAUCGGCCAGUAUGAACCAGGGGAUGAUCAACAAACUUGUCACAGUUUUAGAAGCAACUUUAUCCAAGUUAUCACGUUACGAUGAAGGCUCAUUCAUUGGUUCUAUUCUUAGUUUCACGAAAGUCUCUGGCAGUGGUAAAGAAAUGGGCCAAGCUUACGUCAAUUUUACAAGAAAUUGUAUGGAUCAAAUUCGCAGUAAAGUUAUUGAUGAAUUAUGGAUUUUGAACUUUUUUGAGCAAUGGUAUACUGAACAAAUAAAAAUGCUGUGCACCUGGUUAACGGACAGAUUGGAUCACAGUCUUCAUCUUUAUCAGUGUACUUGUUUAGCUCAUAUUGUAAAGAAAGUUUAUUCAGAUUUUGAACUUCAAGGAGUGAUGGAAGACAAAUUGAAUUCCAAGACAUAUCAGACGAUAGCGCAAAGAAUGCAGACAGAAGAAGCAACUUGUGCCUUAACAAUGAGUGCUCAGAAUGACGAAGGGCUUUCCGAAAAUGGGAAUGACGACGACGUUGAACGACCGAAAACAAAAGUAACAAUUGUCGAGUCUGCAGGUGCGGAAGAUGCAAACUAUGUCGCCAAUCUUACUAAUGCAACAUCUAAUGUUGUUGGAAAAGUUGGAAGUAUGUUUGGAAAAGGAAUCGGGGGUCUUUCAACGAAAUUUGGUGGAGCAAGUUGGUUUUAGAUUUAUUAAAUAGCAAAAUCACGAAGGCAACAUAACAUUAAUAAUAAUUCGCAAUUAAUAAAAAUGUUAUUAUCAAUAUUAAUAUUAUUAUAAAAAAAAAAGAUAGAGCAAAUUUUAAACAAUCAGAAAGAUACUUCUAUGCAUUGAACUUUAAUAACGACACAUGAAAACUUAACACAUAGUAAUAUACGAUAUAAUUAUGUACUUAAAAUUCAUAGAAACGAAUCUUUGUCUUUACUUACGUUGCAAGAAAAAAAAAAAUAAAAA